This is a messenger RNA of Camellia sinensis, 1999 nucleotides long. Its product is annotated as WD-40 repeat-containing protein MSI4. Lineage: Eukaryota; Viridiplantae; Streptophyta; Magnoliopsida; Ericales; Theaceae. The record is from RefSeq and is a predicted model, not a curated record. Gene Ontology annotation, molecular function: protein binding.
UACAGCACAGCAUAGUCCAAGUUUCCAAAUGUCACUCGAUCCAAACCCUAUAUAAAUCAGCGCAGAAGAUGAUCCCGACUCUCGCCGAUCCGCUUCGACUCAACGAGUUUCGCUCUUCACUCAUCGUUUAGGUUGCUAAUAACAGAGUGCUGCUUGAGAGAGAGAGAGAGAGAGAGAGUUUAACUCGGUCUGCAAUGGAGUCACCUUCACCAUCACCGGUGCCGAGAAAGCGAGGCAGACCGAGGAAAGAGAAGCCCAAGGAGGAGAGAGAAAGAGAAGAGAGUGUUGCAGAGAAGAUGAGAGAGAAAGCCGAGAAGAAGCCUCAACAACAACAACAAUCCCCCAUUGAUGAUAAGUAUAGCCAGUGGAAAUCUCUCGUCCCUGUCCUCUACGAUUGGCUUGCCAAUCACAACCUUGUCUGGCCCUCUCUCUCCUGCCGGUGGGGUCCACAACUCGAGCAAGGGAAAUUCAGGAAUUGUCAACGUCUCUACCUGUCUGAGCAGACUGAUGGCAGUGUUCCAAAUACUCUGGUCAUAUCAAAUUGUGAAGUUGUCAAAUCUAGGGUUGCAGCUGCAGAGCACAUAGCACAGUUCAAUGAAGAAGCACGCUCACCAUUUGUGAAGAAGUACAAAACUAUCAUACAUCCUGGAGAGGUGAACAGAAUCAGGGAACUUCCACAGAACAAAAAUAUAUUAGCAACCCAUACUGACUGCCCUGAAGUUCUCAUUUGGGAUGUUGAAGCACAACCUAACCGUCAAGCUGUCCUUGGAGCUGCUGAUUCUCAUCCAGAUUUGGUAUUGACCGGACAUCAAGAGAAUGCAGAAUUUGCUCUUGCUAUGUGCCCUACUGAGCCUUUAGUGCUCUCUGGAGGGAAGGACAAAUAUGUUCUUUUGUGGAGUAUUCAAGAUCAUGUAUCAACAUUGACCUCAGAUGCAGCCACCAGGCCUACAGGAUCUUCUGGGGCAAUCAUUAAAGCUACCGAUAACCCUUCCAUUGGGCCGCGUGGGAUCUUUCAGGGGCAUGAAGACACAAUUGAAGAUGUCCAGUUUUGUCCAUCGAGUGUGCAGGAGUUUUGUAGUGUAGGCGAUGAUUCUUGCCUAAUAUUAUGGGAUGCACGAAUUGGCUCUAGCCCAGUUGUCAAGGUUGAAAAAGCUCACAAUGCUGAUCUUCAUUGUGUUGACUGGAACCCCCAUGAUGAAAACCUAAUUCUAACUGGGUCUGCAGAUCAAUCUGUUUGCAUGUUUGAUCGCCGAAGUCUAACUUCUGGUGGAGUAGGAUCACCUGUCCAUAAGUUUGAAGGUCACAAAGCUGCUGUUCUCUGUGUGCAGUGGUCACCGGACAGGUCAUCCGUCUUUGGGAGUUCUGCGGAGGAUGGUUUCUUAAAUAUUUGGGAUUACGAGAAGGUUGGUAAAAAGAAGGAAGGUGGAGCAAGUGCACCAAAUUCUCCUCCAGGAUUGUUUUUCCGACAUGCUGGGCACAGAGACAAAGUUGUUGACUUCCACUGGAACGCAGCUGAUCCAUGGACAGUUGUUAGCGUAUCUGAUGACUGUGAUACCAACGGUGGAGGUGGAACACUACAGAUAUGGCGCAUGAGCGAUUUGAUUUACAGGCCUCAAGAGGAUGUUUUGGCUGAGCUCGAGAAGUUCAAAUCACAUGUCGUCGAAUGCGCUCCAAAGUCUUGAAUGCAUGCAGGACGUGCCAAUCGUAUUUCUUUAUUUCUUAGCUCUAACACAAUUUUUAUAUAUUUUUUUCUUUUUUUUAUUAGGAAAAAAAAUGUUGAUAUGAAUCAGUGACAAUAGUUUAGACUAAUUUUAGCUGUUUCAGAUGCUGGAAAAUAUGAAUCGAGUAUUGUUGGAUAGCUUAUCUAUAUUGUUGGGCUCAUUUACCUAACCGUUUAAGUUUUUAGAAUAACUGAUGACUUGACAUGACAUGAGAGCUCUGGCUGGGGUGUUUUUGAGUUUAAGUCUCACUGUUUUGCAUUUAAUCCCCGUUUGUAUAA